AUGAGCCUUAACCUCCCUAACCCUAGCUUACUAGGAAUUCUCCUUGUGAUAUCAACACAUAGUGGUCCUCAAUUAGCAUACAAGUUUCCAACAGAUUUGAGAUUAAACCAUGGAGAGAAACACGAUGGUAUUCAUCAGGGGAAGGAGCAUUCAAUUGGUAAUACGAAAAGUACCGACAAUAUAGACGAUCAAGAUGUCGGGGAGUAUUACGAUGAAGAUGAUGAAUUAUAUGAGUAUAGAGAUGACGAAGAUGACGUGGAUGAUGAAAAUAUAAGCCACUUGGCUGGCGAGAACGGCGAUGAUGAUAGGGAACUAUAUGGAAUUGAUGCCAAAGUUUGGGAUGUUGAUGAUUUGAAGUACUAUAUGGGCACGAAAUUAGACCUCAAAAGGUUCUUGGACCAGCAGGAUGAUAGAAGAAAACAGCGACUUGAAUCUGGGACUAUUGAGAUAGGACAAGACAAAACUAAACCGUGGACACUGGAUUUCACCAAUUCAAAACAAACAAGUUCAAAGGUAAGUGUUGCUUGUAGUCAACACAGUUUAAGCUCAAAUAGUCCAAACAAACUUGAUAAUGUCAACGAUGAUAUAAUGGGGAUGGACCCCUCUUACCUAUGUGAAAUGUUGGCUCCACCCGCAGCAAUGUGCAAUGCAAGGUUUGAAAUGAUGAUAGAAGGGAAAACUUUUCUAGGGUUGCCUAUACACAAGAGCAUUGAUGGUGGCUGGAAAACAAGAGCAAUUUCCAAUAGCAAACAUGCCACCCAAGGUGGUACCAGAUCGAGGUCAAAUAGUAAACCACUUGAUCCGAAAACGAAACCAUCACAUAAUGUUCCAGAUGGCAAAAUCGAAAUUGAGGACAGCAAAAGCAAUUUGAAUAUGUUUCACUUGGUGUUUGUAAUGAACCCACCAACGAUGGAAAACAAUUAUCGAAUUGAUGAAAUGUUUCACCAUGUAAUAUCAAAGUUAUCAUUGAUUCUUCGACGUGCACAGUUGAAACAUGAUUACAUUGGACUGGAAGUGAAACGAAUUAUAUCACUUCGGGAAGAGCUUCAUGACGAGAACAAGUUAGCGGAAAACUCUUCAUUAUGUAAAUUGAUUCGCGACUGUUUCAUUGGUAUAGGUUCAUCAAAGGUUGCCAAUUUGAUGAUUAAUGGGAAAUUAAAGUCCUUUCAAAUACCUUUAAAAACUGAAUUCCAUUCGCUCCCGGAUGCAACGGUGCCAUACAUUCCUGGAUCAUAUCUUUCAUCAACUGUCAACACUGUAAACAAUUUUGGAUUAAUAAAUGUUGGCGAAUCAUCCCGAUAUGGACAAAAGGAUGAAACUUUGAGAUACCCACAAGAAGACGAUGAUUCCGAUGAAGUGGUGAUCUACUAUGCACUACUAUUGCUUGACGAACCAGAGAAUAUCAUCAAAGAUUUAAAAAUCUCCAAUGAAUCCAUUCUCGCCAACUUUAUUAGUUCAAUUGAACCUACUGAAUCACUACUCAAAUUAUCAGCGCAGUAUCCUCAAUUAGACAUUCGUCAAAUUAAAUCGUUUGCGUUCCAUUUGAUCUAUUGGCGAAAAGCCAGAAUCAUUCAACCGUUAUCAAGUCGAUCAGUAUACAUCAUAUCCCCCAUGGCUCCAUUGACAGUUAGACUCUAUGAAGAUAUAUCAGAAUUCAACAAGAAAUUCCCCACAUUACCAUCAUUACCACAUUUUUUGAAGUUGUUGUCUCCCAAAUCUAGAAAACCACAACAAUUUGCCGCAUCAAUCCCAUCUAGAGAUCAUCGCGAUAGUUAUAUGCGUGCAUUAGCGUGGUUGAACCGAUUUGGCUACGCCACUCAACAAUUGACAUUUAUUUGGCUCAAAAUUGCUCGUAAGAUCAAGAUCAAAGUUGAGGAAGAUAUUGAGAAUGAAAACUUGACAAAGCGUAAAUCCAGCAAGUUUGUGGCUGAUAACAAGACUACAAAAGCAACCGAUAACUCAUCAAAGCAGGUUGCCACUACCGAUAAUACUAACCUGGCCACUAACAGUACCAAAACAGUAUCGAAAACAGUCGUUGAUUCCCUGAGUGCGCCAAAAUCAAACAAAACCAAUUUGGACUCAUUGAAGUAUCAUUUGAACAAGUCUUCGUCAUCAGUUACUUUACUAGAGGACGAUGACACGAUUAUUUUGGACCCUGGAAGAGCAUCAACUUUGGAAAGACGGUGGAUCAAUGAAAUCAUAUUCGAGGAAUGUAAAUUGACGUCUGAAUUGACUACCUUGUUUUAUAAAUUGUUGAAAUACAUGAAUGGUGAAAGUCCGUUGGAAUUGUUGUUGUUGAAGGAAAAUAUAUCACGACUGGAAUUGAAAAAGCUUUUGUUAGCUAUUGAGCCUCAUAUAAUAUCAGUAAAACAUUGGUAA
Molecule: messenger RNA, 2379 nt
Organism: Lodderomyces parapsilosis
Lineage: Eukaryota; Fungi; Ascomycota; Pichiomycetes; Serinales; Debaryomycetaceae
Exons: 1
Coding region: 1-2379 (792 amino acids)
Biological process (GO): positive regulation of autophagy; TORC1 signaling; cellular response to amino acid starvation
Cellular component (GO): GATOR1 complex
Source: RefSeq, a predicted model, not a curated record